UUCAUCCAUUUAUUCGUCUACUUCCACUAAUUCUACUUGUACAAAGUGAUAUUGAAUGGCGAAUCUGUUGUUACCAACUUCUAAACCAUGUUGUUUCCUUUUUCUCUCAUUGUCACUCUUACUGGUGUGCUGCACCCUUGCUCGUGAUUUUUCGAUUGUUGGUUAUUCAUCGGAUGACUUGACAUCGGUAGACAAACUCAUAGAUAGGUUUGAAUCGUGGAUGUCUAAACAUGGGAAAGCAUAUAGGAGCAUUGAAGAGAAGGUGCAUAGGUUUGAAGUUUUCAAGGACAAUUUGAAGCAUAUAGAUGAGAGAAAUAAGUUGUCAGAUAGUAGUUAUUGGCUUGGUUUGAAUGAAUUUGCAGACUUGAGCCAUGAAGAGUUCAAGCAAAAGUAUCUUGGACUCAAAAUUGAUAAUCAAAUCCCAAGGAAGAGAAACGAAUCACCCUCUUCUUCUGCUAGAGAUGUUGCUGAUGUACCUAAAUCUGUAGACUGGAGGAAAAAAGGUGCUGUAACUCAUGUCAAGGACCAAGGUGAUUGUGGGAGUUGCUGGGCAUUUUCUACCGUGGCAGCUGUAGAAGGCAUAAAUCAAAUUGUAACAGGAAAUCUGACUUCAUUGUCUGAGCAACAGUUGAUAGAUUGUGAUAAACCCUUCAACAACGGUUGUAAUGGAGGAUUGAUGGAUUAUGCUUUCCAAUUCAUAGCUUUUAACGGCGGUUUGCAUAAAGAAGACGAUUACCCGUAUCUAAUGGAGGAAGGAACAUGCGAAAGAAAGAAGGAGGACAUGGAAGUAGUAACCAUUAAUGGUUACGAAGACGUGCCAGAGAACGACGAGCAAAGCUUGUUAAAGGCACUCUCACGUCAGCCUCUUAGUGUUGCUAUCGAGGCCUCUGGCAGAGAUUUCCAAUUCUACAGUGGGGGUGUGUUUAAUGGAGCUUGUGGUACAGAAUUAGAUCAUGGAGUGACUGCUGUUGGGUAUGGCUCAGAUAAGGGAGGAUUAGACUACAUCAUCGUUAAAAACUCUUGGGGACCAAAAUGGGGAGAAAAAGGAUAUAUUAGGAUGAAGAGAAACACAGGAAAUUCUGAAGGAAUUUGUGGAAUCAACAAGAUGGCUUCGUAUCCAACCAAAAAGGGAAAAAGCUACUGAUGAACGCCUCAGAUCUUGGUCCUGAAACAGUUUCAAGUCUGAUUUUAUUUUUCAUUUUUCAUUUGUUUUUGGUGAUACAAGAGGUGCAGCACCCUCAAAAGGUUUCAAAGAAACAGAACUUACAAAACUUUGAUUGAAAUAUUUCAAUAAAUGCACUAUAUACGUACAGAUUUAA
This is a messenger RNA of Papaver somniferum (opium poppy), 1319 nucleotides long. RefSeq names its product cysteine protease XCP1-like. NCBI's taxonomy places the organism in Eukaryota, Viridiplantae, Streptophyta, Magnoliopsida, Ranunculales, Papaveraceae. The record is from RefSeq and is a predicted model, not a curated record. Gene Ontology annotation, molecular function: cysteine-type endopeptidase activity. The transcript has 4 exons. The coding region runs from base 56 to 1144 and encodes 362 amino acids. Gene Ontology annotation, cellular component: lysosome.